Molecule: messenger RNA, 318 nt
Organism: Nerophis lumbriciformis (worm pipefish)
Lineage: Eukaryota; Metazoa; Chordata; Actinopteri; Syngnathiformes; Syngnathidae
Source: RefSeq, a predicted model, not a curated record
AUGGCUGCAGCUGCCGCCAACCCGCCAGGCUUUCCUACGAAGACCCGCGUCGCCAUCCUGGCCGAGUUGGACAAGGAGAAACGGCGGCUGCUCCAGACUCAGUCUCUGGGCGAGCCUGGAACCAAUACGCCUCUGUCCUCCAGAGGUGGCGGGGCGAAGGAGGCUAGGGACAGCGCGGAGCAACAGCACAUCGCCGCCCAGCAGAAGGCCGCACUGCAGCACGCCCACGGACAUUCGUCAGGGUUCUUCAUCACCCAGGACUCGUCAUUCGGGAACCUCAUCCUCCCGGUGCUUCCACGUCUUGAGCCCGAUUUGUAG